Messenger RNA from Sardina pilchardus (European sardine), 2159 nucleotides. RefSeq names its product eukaryotic translation initiation factor 2D (gene eif2d). Lineage: Eukaryota; Metazoa; Chordata; Actinopteri; Clupeiformes; Clupeidae. Gene Ontology annotation, molecular function: RNA binding; translation initiation factor activity. Gene Ontology annotation, biological process: translational initiation; formation of translation preinitiation complex. The record is from RefSeq and is a predicted model, not a curated record. The transcript has 15 exons. The coding region runs from base 152 to 1945 and encodes 597 amino acids.
CUCCCCACACAGAAGCAGGAGGUCUGCUGCAAAUAGCAAUAGUGUUUAGUUCGCUAACAAUGGUCGGUAAGAUAUUUAAUAAUUUUUAGACAGUACAUCUUCAUCAUUCUGUAAGAAGAUACCUCGAUACUUGUUUUCAUCCAGUGUCAAGAUGUUCGAGAAAGCAUUUCGUGUGAAGUCCAAUACAGUAAUUAAAGGAUCUGACAGGAGAAAGCUAAGAGCUGAUAUCUCUACGGCGUUUCCAUCCCUCUCGGUGGAUGAGCUGUCGGAACUCGUUCCCAACAAAGAUGAGUUGAAUGUGGUGAAAGUUUAUGCUCAUAAAGGAGAUGGCAUUACAUUUUAUGUACUCCACAAGAAUCCUAUCUUCUUCCAACUCGAGAAACAAAUUUACCCCACAGUGUACACCCUCUGGAGGUAUCCUGAUAUGCUCCCAGCGCUCAGGACCUGGCCAGCAGUUAUACAGAAAUUAGUUGGCGGUGCAGAUCUCAUGCUGCCUGGGGUUGUUACGCCUCCGUCCGGUCUCCCUGAAGUUGCUCGUGGAGAUGUCUGUGCCAUUACUGUGGUUGGAAAUAGAGCGCCUGUUGCUGUGGGAACUGUUACCAUGUCCAACUCUGAGAUGGCAAGCAGUGGCAUGAAGGGCAAGGGAGUGAAUGUCCUCCACACCUACAUGGACCAGCUAUGGGCAUUUGGAGAUAAGAGUGCUCCUCCUACCAUCGCUAAAGACUAUGACAAGGAUGUGGUGGAAAUGUUCGAGGAGAGUGGAGGUGAGGAGGAGGGGGAAGAGAGAGCGCAGGAGAACGGUGAAGGAGAACCUCACCCCACCCCUGAGGGCGGUCGACCGACAGACGUCAACUCCGCCUGUCCAGACAUCCAGCAACUAAGCCUAGCCAAGGGAGAGGAGGGGCAGGCCGAGGAGGAAGACGUAGAAGAAGAGCUGGAGGACCAGGACUCCAGAUCUCCUCAAGAGCAGAUGGAUGAGUUACUCCUCCAGUGUUUCUUCCAUGCACUCAAAACCAAGGUGAAGAAGUCAGAGCUCCCCCUAUUGACCAGCACCUUCCUGCGGAACCACAUGGUGUCCUGCUGCCCUAGUGGGAAGCAGCUUGACAUUAAGAAAUCCAGCUACAAAAAGCUGUCCAAGUUCCUGCAGUGCAUGCAGACAGAGCACCAGCUGGUGCAGGUCAAGGAGCUGAGUAAAGGCGUGGAGAGCAUUGUGGGGGUGGACUGGAAACACCGCGAACUGCGCUCGUUUGUUACCCCUGAUGAUUGUGGGCUAGUGGAUGCCCCAGCGGAGGCGGGGCAGGGGAGUGAGGUGCUAUACCAGCCCCCUGAGAUCUCCGUAAUGUAUAUGGUUACGGCACGGUUAGAGCCUCUCUUCCAAGAUGCACACAAAAGGAAAGGAGCAGCGUUGCAGCCUGCAGACGUCAGAACUAUCAUCACUGACUACGUCAAGAGGAAUGAGCUGGUUGAUGAGAUCAACAAAAACUUUGUCACUAUUAACCCAACUCUGUGUGACUGUUUGCUGGAGAAAUCGGAAUACAAUGAAAUUGAAAAGCUCAAAUGGGAUGAUCUUUUCACAAGAACGCUGGGCAAGAUGCAGCAGUGCCACCAGCUGCAGUUCCCUGGACAGCCAGCAGUAGUGAAGAAGGGCGCUGUGGAGCCCAUCGAUAUCUCAGUGGCCUCCAGGGGCUCCAACAAAAAGGUCACCAUUGUAAAGAACCUGGAGGUGUAUGGACUGGACCCGGCGCUGGUGUUGGUGGCCCUUCAGCACCGGGUUCAGGCCAGCGCGGUGCUGCACAGUGCGCCAGGCGCCAAAGACCGUGUUCUGGUCCAGGUCCAGGGGAACCAGAUCACGCAAGUGGGCAAGCUGCUGCUAGAUGAAUACCACAUCCCUCGUAAAUAUAUCCAAGGACUAGAUAAAGCCCCCAAGACUGGCAAGAAGAAGUAGAAGUGUCCACCAGCACUAUACCCACUCCCUCCCUCGCUGCUGCAUAGUCACCUCUACCACUCAUCUGGUUCACUACUGUCGACUCUAAGAGCCGCCCCACUCCGCAUUGGACCCUCACACUCACUCUACUUGUGUGUGUGUGUGUGUGUGUGUGGUGACAAAAUCAGUCGCAUAUGACGCAUCACAUUCAAUAAAGCACCUGUCGCUCCGGGAA